Messenger RNA from Ipomoea triloba (trilobed morning glory), 3256 nucleotides. RefSeq names its product cytochrome c oxidase assembly protein COX16 homolog, mitochondrial-like. The record is from RefSeq and is a predicted model, not a curated record. The transcript is spliced from 5 exons. Bases 148 to 537 code for a protein of 129 amino acids. Gene Ontology annotation, cellular component: mitochondrial membrane. NCBI's taxonomy places the organism in Eukaryota, Viridiplantae, Streptophyta, Magnoliopsida, Solanales, Convolvulaceae.
ACACAUUUCCUUUGCAUUUUACAUAGUUACUUCUCCGAUUCCUUUGGAAAUUUGAUGAGAUUCCUAAAACAUGAAUGAAACCUGGUACACAGGCCAAAUGGUUAACUUGUGGAUUGAGAAACUUUGCCGGACAUCCAAAGUUAGAUAAUGGCUCAAGUAACAAUGGAUCCUUCUAAAAAAGUUGAUGACAAUGUUGCUUCCUCUACUUACAAAUCUCAAAAUUCAGCAUCUUCAUUCAAAAGGUUGGGCAGGAAAUCACCAUUCACUAGAUAUGGACUUCCUAUGAUCUCACUAAUGGUGCUUGGGUCUUUUGGCCUUGGCCACCUUCUGCAAGGCAGCAAGGAUAUUGCUAAAGUGAAGGAUGAUCGUGAGUGGGAGAUCAUUGAGACAAGAAAAGCACUUUCGAAAGAAGGGCCUGUCAAUGCAUAUAACCCCAAAAAGAUAAAUUUGGAGGAUGAGUUGAAGGCUCUGCAAGAAAAGGUUGAUAUAAAUACUUACGAAUACAAGAGGAUUCCUAAGCCCAAUGAGAGCAAAUGAAACAGCAUUUUUCAGAGGCCAUGGCCAAAAGGUGCAGCCCAAGGAAAUUCAUCCUUCAAAGCUACAAAGCCAUCAGCUCUCCUGUUCAUUAACAAUACCCUUUUACCAAACACUGAAGGCGUAGUAGGCUUUAUCUACUUGUAGUUGAUACUAGGCUGAGUUUUGAUUAAUGGCUCAAAAUUUCGUCUACUAGAUUCUUUCAAGCAAGUCUCGAGUACACUUAAGAUUAGCUAUGAAUACACUUUUUGAGCUGUUGAAACAUGACUUAAGCACUUAAUGUUAAUAAAAGUACCUUUGCUAUUAGGGGCUAUAUCUUCUAAAGUCAGAACACAUGUUUCAUGUUUGAAUGAAAGGCGUUUUAUUGAGUUUCAAAGAGCAGCCUUCUAGAUCAUUGAAAGGCCAGUGGGUACAGGGUGCAUUGUUUUUCUUCUUUUUUCAUUGUCUCUUUCUAUUAUUACCAUCCAUUAUUUUGAAUUGUCCAGUUAUGGGGAUAAUGGUGUGUUUUUUCAGGCGACAAAGUGCUUGAGCCUUUUAAAAGGCAAGUGGUAGAGAAAAAAUUAAAAAGCAGGAGCAAACCCAAAACUUUUGUUAGUGAAAGUGGAAAAGGGGCUUUUACAUCCCCAAAUGCAAAGUCAAUGUAGCUGUUUUACUUUAUUCCUGCAUAAAGAUAGCUUUUUCUCUCAUCCUUUUGUUUUCAUGGUCUUCUAUGCUUUUCUCUACUCAUUAUAUUUUCAAAUGCAGAGACUGUUGUUGGAUAUGGAAAAGCAGGAACCAGUUUACCCCACCCAAAGUCAACAUAAAACAAAAAGAGGAAAUCUUCAUCUUCUGGCCAUGUUACCUGGGUCUUGGUUGCGACCCAAGGGGCCAAACUGGGCGAAUGGGCCUCUGAGAGGAAGGGCUGCCCAGUAAUGUAGCCUGAGAGCGAGUAACCAUCUCGAGCAUUGAAGGAGUUUGAUAUGCCUGAACCAAGCUCGAUCCAUCUAUAGAAUCACCCCGUGCUGUUGCUCUCUGCCAAGAAUGUGAGCUCAGGCCUGACAAAAUGUAGGCUCUUCCUGAUGCUUCAUAUACGUGUCGGUUUGCCAUCCUCUCCUGCAUUUCUCUGAGCUCUGUGUAGAGCGCAAGACACAGUUGGUCAUGACAUUUGAUUGACACUGAUUGGGAUAACACCUUCCGGGAAUUUUCAAGGAUAGAAGUCGCACCAACCAGGUCUCCUUUCUCAGCUGCAGUCCGUGCCUGUGCCAUUGCCUCGGCUGCUUGAAGCCUGUUUUGCUGCCUGUCAACUUCUAUCGACACACUCGUUUGUCCUGCUUCUUCUGGUCUACUGAUCCUAAGUUCUUCACUUUCAAGGUUUACCAUUUCUUUUGUUAAGGGAUCCUUGUAGACACACCUCACCUUCAACAAUGAAGUUUCAUUCCUCAAAUAAUCAGCAGGCACUUUAAUUGAAACAAGAAAGUCCCUUUCCUCAUCAGCAUAUAGAUCGCCAACAUCAAUGGAUCCUUUUCGUCCAUCAGACAUGAUAUGGCUACGGUAACUGCCUGCUCUUAACGAGCUUAGAUAGACUCCGGGAUGGACACAGUCAAUACUUAAUUGGAGCUCCUUUACAACGACACUCAGAAGGCCUCCAAUGCAUUGAGCAAAUGCAUCCUGGAUCACGCCUUCUGUCUCAAUGAAGGAAAAUGUUCCUCCAGAAAUCUCUGAAAUUGAGUGCAUCGAUGAAGCAUCAUGAUCUGCACCAAACCCGAAUGUGUGCACUGGAAUUUUAAAGUUUGAACCUUCUCCGCCAUGCAUUGACGAAGGAAGAAGCAACUGGUAGUUAGGUUGCUGCUGAUUGCCACCAGAACUACUGACUGUAUAUGUGUCUUGACCAUCAGAUAGCAAUAUUAUACUUGCAACUGGGUUCUUUUCCCUUCGGUCUUCCAUUAUCUUGGCACCCUUUCUCAAGCCUUCCGCAAUAUUUGUUCCACCAUUUGCAACCAAGGAGUUGACAGCUUGGAGUGCCUCAUGCCGUCCUGUUUCAGACAUCCUUCGAAGGGGGAAAAGACGGCGUGCUGUUGAAGAAAAGGCAAUGACUGCAAGCCUGUCACUGGGACCAAGGUUCUGUAUCACAAAACUCAUAGCUCGCUUUAGAAGAGCGAGCUUUGUACCUGCCAUGCUGCCACUUAUAUCAAGAACCGUGACAAGGUCAAUGGGAGCACGAGGCGUUUGGAUAACCUGGGCCUGGGGCAUAUCAGGCUGAUUUCUACACAGGAUUUUCCCAGAAUCAGAAGCGGGAGCUUUGAGAUGGACCAAGACGGUGAAGUCAUCUGAAGCAUUGAACCGUGAAACAGCUGGAACUUCCGGGAUCAUGCUGAUCUUCGUCAUACUCAUUCUGCUUUCUCCACUAUCAGCAGCAGGAUUGGGAUCUGAUGUGCCAGCUAGUUUCUGAGAUGAGUCAAGUUGAUGACCCAAAGAUUCAUCGUCAUCAAAGAUGGUUGGCUCUGGAGCCUGAAGCAGUGGUGCAACAUUUCGGAAUGGGAUUGGGCGAGGAGGAGGUACAUGGCGGAGCACUGUCAUCAGCGCGUUAUUUUGAGGCCAGUCAACAGGAUUCACUCUAGCCCUUCCAGGGGGAGGAUCCAAACUAGGACACUGCAAGGGAAUUUCUUUCCACUUUGCUCUGCAUAUUGGACAAACUUGGUUUCCAUGUUUCACAUUCGACGCAAUACAUUGGAAAUGAAACGAA